AUGGUUCCCGCAUUGAGAAAGAUUCUUAUCAUCAACCCAAACUCGACGAGGUCCAUGACGAAUGCGCUCAAACCGCUAGUCGACUCUCUGGGCUACUCUUCGACACAACACACAUAUUUCACGGCACCUUCGGGACCGGCAUCCAUCAACAAUGAAGACGAUGCGGCAGAAUCGGCAAGGCACUGUCUAGAGCCUUUGCUUCCGCUACUCGAGACACACGACGCUUUUCUCGUUUGCUGUUACUCGGCUCAUCCUCUGGUUGGACAACUCAAGGCCCGACCAGAAAUUGCUGGUCGUCGCAAGCCGGUGACUGGUAUCUUUGAGGCAUCGGUCAGCAGCAGCUUGCAAGCCAUCGCACCUGGUGAGCGAUUCGGCAUCGUUAGCACAGGCAAAGUGUGGGAAGCGACUUUGCGCGAGGCUGUGGACAACUAUCUAGGUGUCGAGGACAACACUGAGGGAAGUGCGGCAUUCGCUGGAGUGCAGACGACGGGGCUGAAUGCUUCAGAGCUGCACGAGAUAUCGCCGGUCUCGGUACGCAGCCGUAUGAAGAAGGCGGUGGCAAGACUUUUGACCGAUGACGCAGGAGGUCCUGUUGGAGCGGUAUGUCUUGGUUGUGCAGGUAUGGCAGGGUUUGAUGACAUGGUUAGAGAAGCAGCCAUCGAGACAUUGGGUCACGGUCAAGGGUCAAAGGUGCGCAUCGUCGACGGUGUUGUGGCUGGCGUGACAUGGUUGGAAGGAGCCCUGCGAUCAGGAAUGUAG
This is a messenger RNA of Aureobasidium namibiae CBS 147.97, 759 nucleotides long. RefSeq lists its product as uncharacterized. Lineage: Eukaryota; Fungi; Ascomycota; Dothideomycetes; Dothideales; Saccotheciaceae. The transcript has 2 exons. The record is from RefSeq and is a predicted model, not a curated record. Bases 1 to 759 code for a protein of 252 amino acids.